This is a messenger RNA of Papaver somniferum (opium poppy), 405 nucleotides long. RefSeq lists its product as uncharacterized. Lineage: Eukaryota; Viridiplantae; Streptophyta; Magnoliopsida; Ranunculales; Papaveraceae. The record is from RefSeq and is a predicted model, not a curated record. Bases 1 to 405 code for a protein of 134 amino acids. The transcript has a single exon.
AUGCUGAAAGAUGAGAGCGUUAAAGCCAUAAAAGUAACAAGAGUAUAUGAACCUUCGAUCACCCAACAACAGUCAUUCGCUACAAAUCGUGAAGACGGUGUAGGGGAGGACAUUGAUGACGACGACGUAGGGGAGGAUAUUGCUGAAGACUUCAUCGAAGAUGAUAUCAUGACGAGGGUGAACGAAGAUGAGGACUUCAGCAACGAAGAAGACUGGAGAACCGAGAUUCACCUUUACCUUGAAGAAGGUACGCUACCUGCAAACUUGAAGCAAGCCAGAAAGAUACAAUCAAAGGCAGGGAGAUACGAUCUUCGUGAUGGAGUCUUGUACAAGAAAUCCUUCCUCGGACCACUACUGCGAUGUCUAUCAAGAGAGGAAGGGCAUCGUAUUUUGAAAGACACAUAA